AUGCUGGAUGGUUCAGAUAGUUUUAGUGGAUUUCCUUCUCUUCAGAGUGGGAGUUGGAGUGCACUGAUGCAGUCUGCUGUAGCUGAAACUUCUAGUAGUGAAGUGGGUAUACAAGAGGAAUGGAGUGGUCUAAGUUCUAGGAACACUGAACGGUCAUUUCCAAAAGAAGGACCUUCACCCAUUGAUAGCAAUAAACAACAAGCAGUUUGGCCUGAUAAUAAUUUGCAGUCAGCCCCCAAUAUAAACUCAAUGCCUUUAAUUCGUCAAGAUGAUCUUAGCAGGCCCAGUUCUACUGUAAACUUUUCUGGUCUUCCUGGAUUUCAUCAGCCAGGUGCUGAUACUGCACAAGAAUCAAAUGCAACCAGUUCAGCCCUGUAUCAAUUAACAAAAUUGGCUUAG
Vicia faba (fava bean) is the source of this 399-nucleotide messenger RNA. Lineage: Eukaryota; Viridiplantae; Streptophyta; Magnoliopsida; Fabales; Fabaceae. The record is from the annotation of a GenBank genome assembly.